Gordionus sp. m RMFG-2023 is the source of this 786-nucleotide messenger RNA. RefSeq lists its product as uncharacterized. The record is from RefSeq and is a predicted model, not a curated record. The transcript has 5 exons. Gene Ontology annotation, molecular function: DNA binding. NCBI's taxonomy places the organism in Eukaryota, Metazoa, Nematomorpha, Gordioida, Chordodea, Parachordodidae. The coding region runs from base 1 to 786 and encodes 261 amino acids.
AUGGGUUCUCGCAAACGAAAAACAACAUUUGGUUCUAUUACCUAUGAACAAACUAAAGCAGCAAUUGAAGAUAUUGUUGCCAACAAAAUGUCAACUCGUUCUGCAUCCUUUAAAUACAAUAUCCCCAGGACAACAAUGAGAAGAGCUAUGAAAAAAUAUAAAGAUUCUCAUCAAUAUCCAAAAAUGGGGUGGACAUCAAACAGAUUAGUAUUCUCACCAUCUCAGGAAAAUAAACUGCUUGGCCAAUAUAUUAUUCAGGCAAGUGAAGAUUUUAUGGGAUAUAGCCCUAAAGGAAUUAGAAUUUUAGCAUAUCAAAUGGCUAAGAAGUAUCAGUUAGUGAUGCCUAAAUCUUGGGAAUUAAAUAAAACAGCAGGUGAAGACUGGUUUGGGGCAUUUAUCAAAAGAAAUCCGAUUUUGUCUCUAGAGGCACCAAAAAAUGAUACCUUAAACGAAUACCUUAGAUAUGAAUUUUAUUCACAAAAAUUAAAGUCUUCUUAUGGUAAGUGUUUUCAAGAAACAUGCAUUGCCCAAUUCAAAGAUUUUGAUUUAUUUCAAGAUCAUAUAUGCAAAUGUAUUUUUGGGAUUUUUAAUUCUGAAAUAUCCUUAUCUAAAAUAGCUAAUAUAUUUUACCAAUAUUCCCUUUACAAUAAAAGAAUUCAUGAUGAAGGAUUAGAUAAUUCUUCCUUAAAUGAUGAAUCUAAUGACCCAAACAAUACAAAAAUCAUUCCUUUUAAUUUAUUAAUUAAAAAAUUAAAUAAAUCAAUGUUGAUAAAUUAUUGUUUGUAG